AUGUUUCAUAUAGAAGAUGAAAUUAUAGAUGCAACUGGGAGUUGUUUCGGCCAAGGAAAUUUAACAGUAUAUCUAGCUUCAGAAUUCACGCUGAACCUGGAUAAAGGAGGAGGGUUAAGGGGUGAGGCCAGCAACCUGCCCCUCGUAAAAAGAAAAAACGCUCACAGAACUGUCACAUUAGCCUCGGAAACUGGACGGAGCAUUGACGACGACACGGCACGAAAACGGAAAAAACAAGUAUGGACAGAAAACAUAGUAAGACUCGGAAGUUGGAACAUUACAUCAUGGAGCAACAAAGACUAUGAGGUGGUCUUAGAAAUAGAGAAAAACAAAAUAGAUUUCUGCGCACUUUCAGAGACCAAGAAGAAAGGCAAUGGCAGUCAAAGGUACCAAAACUACAUACUGUUUUAUAGUGGAGUCGACAAGAACUUGCGAGCACGGGGAGGAGUAGGGUUACUAGUGAAUAAAAAAUUUGAAAAAGAUAUUAAGGAAGUACAGUAUAUAAGUCAUAGCAUCAUACAGAUAACAAUAGAGCUGGCCAACGAAAGAACACACCUACUAAGUAUAUAUGCACCGGAUGUAAGCAAACCGAAAGAAGAAAGGGAAGCUUUUUUUGAUGCCUUGCAAGCUACGUUAGACAAAAUAACCAGUAAAGACAAAGUGUUUAUUAUGGGCGACUUUAACUCAAGAAUUGGAAACACAGUUAUCCCAGGAAUCAUGCAUAGUUUCAACGAAGAAGCAGUGAAUGAUAACGGAGAUAUAUUGAUAGAUGUAUGCGCCCUCAACGAAUUACGUAUAAACAACACAUAUUUUGAUCAUAAGGAACAACAAAAGUACACCUUCGCUAACACGAGAGGCCAAAAAUCAACUAUUGACUACAUAAUUACAAACUGGAAAGUCCACCCCUCCCAGAUACUUGACGUACGGGUAUUAACAUCGGCAAAUAUCGGCACACAACACGGUUUAGUAUUGUGUAAAUACCGCAGUCGCUUAAGGAUGAAAGCAUUAAAUACCUCUAUCAAAACAGACUCCGCGAAAAAAUUGUCCAAAACCUGGGAGAAACUAAAGAAUAACAUAAAGAACAGGGCAAAGGAAUCCCUAGGAGAAAGAACAAUAGACACGAAUAGAACACACAAUAAACCCUGGUUCACUCUAGAAAUUAAGGAACUGGCAAAUGAAAAAAAGAAAGCGUACAUAAAAUACAUUACCAAUAGAACACAGGAAGAAUACGAAGUCUAUAAAAGAAUGAGAAAUAGAACAACCAACACAAUAAAAGAACUGAAAAAAACAUACUGGGAAAAUUUCUCAGUGGAAAUGGAACAUGAUUUGUACGGAGGCCAGAAAAAAAUAUGGAACAUGAUACGAAAAAGGAAGAAACCAAUCAACGAGGAGGUAGUGAUAAAUGUUAUAAAUCAGGAAACAUGGGCAGCACAUUUUGAGAUCCUAUAUGAUAACAACGGAAGCAGGGACGAAGAAGAAAUCGCAAACCCGCCAUCCCCAAACGAACAGGAAGAAACCAUCACAUUAGAAGAAGUACAAACAACCAUAAAGAAACUAAAGAAUAGAAAAUCACCAGAAAGAACUGGAGUAAUACCCGAAGAAUGGAGAACUAGUAUAACUAUACCUAUAUACAAGAAAGGUUUAAAAUCAGAUCCGAAGAAUUACAGAGGCAUAACGCUACUUAGUAGUGUGUUAAAGUUAUUUACCAAGAUACUUGCAAAUAAGAUAACUGCUAAGAUCUAA
This is a messenger RNA of Diorhabda carinulata, 1743 nucleotides long. RefSeq names its product craniofacial development protein 2-like. Lineage: Eukaryota; Metazoa; Arthropoda; Insecta; Coleoptera; Chrysomelidae. Gene Ontology annotation, molecular function: catalytic activity. The transcript is spliced from 5 exons. Bases 1 to 1743 code for a protein of 580 amino acids. The record is from RefSeq and is a predicted model, not a curated record.